Salvelinus fontinalis (brook trout) is the source of this 6626-nucleotide messenger RNA. Its product is annotated as protein-methionine sulfoxide oxidase mical3b-like. The record is from RefSeq and is a predicted model, not a curated record. Lineage: Eukaryota; Metazoa; Chordata; Actinopteri; Salmoniformes; Salmonidae. The coding region runs from base 550 to 6141 and encodes 1863 amino acids. The transcript has 32 exons. Gene Ontology annotation, molecular function: FAD binding; protein binding.
ACUCUGUUGUUCUGUGGCUAUGAGCGGGAUCUCUCUCCCUCAGCGCCACAUUCUUACAGAAUGAUCUCUCUCUUCUGAUCCCUCUCCUCUUUAAGCUUGUUAGAUCCCGGUCUGUUUCCCAGGCACACCGUGAGAUUAGGUGUGUGUGUGCCCGUGUGUGUGUGCGGGCGUGCCCGUUUGAGUAUGUAGCCUAUGUGAACAUGCUGUGUGGGAGGAGUCUGUACUUGGCUGUUCCCUGACCUUGGAUGAGAAAAGUGUCUGGGUGUGAGAGAGCGAGAAAGACAGACUUGGAGAGUUGGGCAUCAACAUAAUGCACAUCAAACUAUAAGGAAGGGAGGGGGACAGACCGAGGCAAUGGGGGCUGCAGUAUAGGCUACUGCAGUGCAGAUUUGUGGGGUGUUGUAUCUGUGGCUGAAGAGAGAUUUGCAUUAGGAUUCUGAGGGACACCUGGCAACCCGUGGCUGAGCUGAGGAGUGACGAUGUCUGUACAGGCCAAACGACAACACGGCAUACAGCAGCCAAUGAAAGAGCCCGGAACAGGAAGCUGAGAUGGAGUUCUCAGGGUGCCCAGCUGCUGCCGGUGUUGCCGACCAGGCCCAGGAGGCGGAGAAGGAGGGCCACGCCCAGGUUCUAUUUGAUGAGUUUGUCCAGGCGUCCACCUGCAGAACGACACUCCGUGCCUUCAACCUGCUGUGUGAGCACCUUCAGCUCACACACACACACACACAGCCACAAAAAUACUCCCCGACGCAGCCGCAGCGGCCUUUCUACCACACCCUCAAAGAACGCCUCAGCUACUGGAAGGCCAACGCACUGUGGGCCAAACUGGACAAACGGGCAGCCCACCACGAGUACGGGAAGGGUCGUGUCUGUGCCAACACCACGUGUGUGAUCAUUGGGGCGGGGCCGUGUGGUCUGCGUACAGCAGUAGAGCUGGGGUUCCUGGGGGCCAGAGUGGUGCUGCUGGAGAAGAGAGAUGCCUUCUCCAGGAACAACGUCCUCCACCUCUGGCCUUUCACCAUCCAUGACCUCGGGGGCCUCGGGGCCAAGAAGUUCUACGGAAAGUUCUGUGCUGGAGCCAUUGACCACAUCAGUAUACGGCAGCUACAGUUGGUGUUAUUAAAGGUAGCUCUGUUGUUGGGGGUGGAAGUCCAUGUCAACGUAGAGUUCAAGGGACUGGUGGAGCCACCUGCGGACCAGGAGCAACAGAAGGUAGGCUGGAGGGUGGAGGUGAAACCCAAGUCUCACCCUAUUAACACACUGCAGUGUGACGUGGUGAUCGGAGCUGAUGGACGACGGAACACACUGCCAGGGUUCAGGCGUAAGGAGUUCCGGGGCAAGCUGGCCAUUGCCAUCACAGCUAACUUCAUGAACCGUAACACCACGGCUGAGGCCAAGGUGGAGGAGAUCAGUGGAGUGGCCUUCAUCUUCAACCAGAGGUUCUUUCAGGAGCUACGGGAUGCCACGGGAGUGGACCUGGAGAAUAUAGUGUACUACAAGGACGACACGCACUACUUUGUGAUGACGGCUAAGAAGCAGAGUCUGCUGGAGAAAGGAGUCAUUCUGCGGGACUAUGCAGACACAGAAAUACUUCUCUCACGGGGAAACGUGGACCAGAAUGCACUGCUGGCCUAUGCCCGCGAGGCGGCGGACUUCUCCACCAAUCACCAGCUACCAUCCCUGGACUUUGCCAUGAACCACUACGGGCAGCCUGAUGUUGCGUUGUUUGACUUCACCUGUAUGUACGCGUCAGAGAACGCUGCACUGGUCAGACAGAGACAUGGACACCAUCUACUGGUCACGCUGGUGGGAGACAGCCUUCUGGAGCCAUUCUGGCCCAUGGGGACAGGUAUAGCACAGGGGUUCCUGGCAGCACUGGAUUCUGCCUGGAUGGUACGGAGCUGGGCUCAAGGCCUCGCCCCCCUGGACUUACUUGCUGAAAGAGAGAGUCUGUAUCGCCUCCUUCCUCAGACCACUCCAGAAAAUGUCAACAAAAAUUUUGGUCAAUACACCGUCGACCCAGCUACCCGUUACCCUAACAUCAAUCCUCAACUCAUCACCCCCGCACAGGUGGGCCAUCUAAUCUACACAGGAGAGAAUGGAGGUUCAGGUGUGGUCCAGGAACCGCAACCCCGAUCCCCCUUGCCGAAGCUACUACGACAGGAGUCCUUCUCUCGCUCCAGUAAGCUUUUGUCGUGGUGCCAGCAGCAGACGCAGGGUUACCGUGGCGUUGCUGUGAGCGACCUCACUACUUCCUGGAAGAGUGGCCUAGCUUUGUGCGCCCUCAUCCACCGCUACCGACCUGACCUCAUUGACUUUGCCUCUCUGGGGGAGGAUGAGGGGGAGGUGAAUAUGAGGUUGGGGUUGGAGGUGGCAGAGAAGGAGUUUGGCAUCUCUCCUGUGAUGACUGUUGAGGAGAUGGCGUCUGUCAGUGAAACGGACACUCUCUGUAUGGUCAUGUACCUCAGCCAGUUUCACCAGCUCUUCAAGGGGGCACUGCCCCCAAGUGAAUCCCAGACUGAGAGCCCAGAUGGGAGGGCUGCUGUGAUCGGUCCUGCCUCUCUCCUCAGCCGCCUGGGCCACAGCCCAUCCCGCAAGCGCAACCCCAAGGAGCAGAAGGAAAAGGAUGCAGUGGGGAAGAGAAGAAAAACCAGUCGGCCAUGUCUGGAGGACGUGAAACAAGAUCUCAGAUUAAGGUCUCAGGACAGUUAUGAGGAACAGGCUGUCCUGUGCUCUGUGGGUGGAGCAAGCCAGAGCAGAGUGCGCUCGAUGGCCAAUCAGCUGCUGGCCAAGUUUGAGGAGAAUGCCCCUUGCCCCUCCUCCACGCCAGCUGCAGCUCUACGCAGACAGAAAUACGUUCAGAUGUACACAGGGGGAGUGAGCUCAUUGGCUGAACAGAUAUCCAAUCAGCUUCAAAGUCAGGAGUCACCUUCACCCCAGCACACUCCUGAUAGGAAGGAAACGGCUGCCGUUCGCUCUGUGUUGGCAGGGCCGGGAGGGGCCAGUGACGUGUGUUUCUUCUGCAGUAAGCGCGUGUACGUGAUGGAGAGACUCAGUGUUGAAGGACUGUUCUUCCACCGGAGCUGCUUCCAGUGUGACCACUGCAGCUCCACCAUCCGCCUGGCCUCCUACGCCUACGACCGGCCUAACAGGAAGUUCUACUGUAAGCCGCACUAUGACGUCCGUCUGGUUGGGCCGGUCCAGAGGAAGAGAGCAGCCCCUCUGACCUCCGAUCAGCCCCCAACUCCGUACGAACGGACCCCCUCUCAGCGGACCCUCCUGGAGUACCCAGCUGCUCUGUCCACUAACCCUCGCUCCUCAGUGACUGUGGUGACAGCAGAUCGCAGGUCCUCAGUGGCAUCUCUGAUUGAGAGGGAGUGUGGCUUGGCUAAGCGCGUGCGCGGCACGCCAGAACGUAUAGAGCUGGAGAACUACCGUGUGAGCCUGGAGACUGAGCAGCUAACAGAUGAGCCGGAAGAGGUGCCAGAGGAGACGCUGGCCAAUUACAACCUCAGUCUGCUGGUGACAGAGGAGAAGGAGGCCAAUCACAAGCGCAGCCCGUUGCGGGACAAGAGCAACGAGGGCUCCAGUUCGGAAUCAGAGACGGAGGAAGAGGGGGAGAGGCAGCGGGCUCUAACCAAUGACCUGGCUAGAGACUCCUGGAGGAAGGCCAUGGAACUACACGCACGUCUCAGAGGAGAGAGAGGAGACGACGAAGAAGAGACAGAAGAAGGAGAGGAGGAAGGAGAGGUUGAUGAAGAUGAUGAGGAGGAGGAGGAGUUAUCUAGUGAUGGGGAGUACUCUCCGUGGGAGAGGGAGCGUCACUCAGGUCUGUGGCUCCUCCCUCUAGAAGAGGUGGAGGAGACAGAGGAAGGAUCAUCUCCCCUCACCGCUGAGGAGGUAGCCUCGUUGGACGAGUGGCAGCAGAGCACACACUCUCCAGACACACAAUCUCCAGACACACUCACGCCUGACACAAACACGCCUCGCAUACAACUGCCUGACUCGACAACACCCGACACACACCGUCCACACAGCCCCACCAGUGUACCCAAUAUCACCUUCUCCACUCCAGCCCCUGCCUCAACACCAUUUACCCCCUUAACGUCACAUGCACCCACACCAAUGUCCUCUGUCUCAAUUCCAGACUCCUCUGUCUUUGCCUACUCCUCCUCUAACUCCUCCACCACCUCGGGCUGCUCCCCCGGUCCGGAAGUGGGAGAGGAGGAUGGGGAAGAGAAAGAGAGGAAGGGGAGAAAAGAGCGAGAGGAGAGGGAGAGAGGGGGGAAGGAGAGGGAGAGGAUGCGUGACCCCAGCAGUAGUUCCGGGAUCGGUGUGGGCGGGAGCUCCACCACCUCUACCUCGGACCCUCUCACCCCUCCCUGCAUCCCUCCCCCCGCCCAGCACAGGGCAUGCUGGGAUAGCCUGCCCCACCCUGCUGUGGAGGCGGAGUCACUGCAAAGCCCCGCCCCUCGCCCUGCACCUCGAUUUGCCCCCGCACCUAUCAUGGCGUCGGCUGUUGUGCGGGGGGUCGGGGGCAAGAAACUGAAUCCGUGGGACGUGGAUGGGGGAAGGGGGCCUGCCGCGGGGGGGUCUGUUGGGGCGGGGUCUCUUGGGGAGCAGCUGUGUAAGGGUGAAGUAAUAGACCCCUUAGAGGACAUCAGCCCCCCCUUGUCCCUCCUGAAGCCCCUUAAGGCAGUGCCCAGAGACGAGAGAGAAAUCGGGAGGAAGAGGGAGAUGGAGAGGAGGAGGGAGAUAGAGAGAGCAGCCAUGGGGGUGGGCUGGGAGGACAUGAAAAUCACCCUAGGAAGGGAGCCUCUCCCAGGGAAGAGCAUUGGAGGUCUGGACCCCCGCAGACUCACAGAGAGCCUGCCUCCCCUCUUCCUCACACAACUCCAGGGGGGCUCCCUCUUCUCUUCACGUAAGUGCCGCAGGGACAACCAGCCCCCCAGCCAGAGUGUGUCUGAAGCGGGCAUAGGAGAGGGUGGACCCCUGGGCCUGUGGAGAGCUGUCAUCUCUGGCUAUAAGAGGGACAGGAAGAAGAAGGGCAGGACUUCCCUUCCCAAUACGACAACAGCCCCAGCCCCCAAAGAGCAUAGCAAGAGGAAAACCUCUGCAGAGAGAGGAGGUGUGAAGUUCAGGGAGCGCCAGAGCUGGUCAGAGCCGGAGGAGUCAGACAUCACCUGCUCUGUUGUGAUGGAGAGAUGCUCCAUGAACCCCAAGGCCAACCUUCGUCUGGAGCUGUUUGACCUAGCGUCAGACCUCCAGAAGGAAACCAUUGAGGAGGAGGAGGAAGAGGAGAAUGAGGAAGGGGAGUCUGCAUAUGUGCCUCAUGCCCUGGCCUUUAAGAGGGCGUAUGCCAUUAAGAGGCACGUGGGGAAAGAGUGGGAGCUGGACAGCUCCCCCCAAAUGGAUACACAGCGGAAGUCAUCGUGCCCUACGGAAGUGGUGGGGGUACUGGUGCACAUGAAGGACCUGAAGGACCCGUCCAGCCUGAAUGUGUCAGAGGCCAUGUUCCACAGAGACAAAGACCCAGAGGAGGAGCAGCUAGAUGCCAGGUUAACACGCAGAGUGCAGAGGGCAGCGCGCAAACAGGCCAAACAGGAGCAACUCAAGAGACUGCACAGUGCCCAGAUGAUCCAAAGGCAGUUGGAGCAGGUGGAGGAGAAGCAGAGGCAGCUGGAGGAGAGGGGUGUGGCUGUGGAGAAGGCCUUGAGAGGGGAAGCAGACUACUGGGGAGAGUCGAAUGACAGUGAAGAGCUGGACUUGCACCUGGGAGUCAUGGGUAGGCAGGAUGAUCCAGCUCUGAUGCAGCAGUGGUUCAAGCUGGUCCAGCAGAAGAACUGUCUGAUGCGCUAUGAGUCAGAACUCAUGAUAUUUGCUCGGGAGCUGGAGUUGGAGGACAGACAGAGCCGUCUUCAACAGGAGCUCAGAGAGAGGAUGGCUGUGGAUGACCACCUGAAGGGUGAGGCAGAGCUGGCUGAGGAGAAGCUAAUCCUGGGGGAGAUGUUGGAGGUGGUGGAGCAGAGAGAUGCUCUGGUGUCUCUGCUGGAGGAGCAGCGUCUGCAGGAGAGCCAGGAGGACAGAGACCUGGAGGCCAUCAUGCUGUCCCGGGGCCUGGGCCUGCACAACUGGGCAUGAGCUCUAUCCCAGGGCCUGCACAACUGGGCAUGAGCUCUAUCCUGCAAAACUGGGCCUGAACCUGAACAACUGGGCCUAAGCACAGACACGUCACUUCCCCUCUAAAGCUGCGAUCAGGGUCACGGUUGUGAGGUCACUUCCCCUCUGAUACAACGUUAUGACCAGGAUCAAGGCGGGACUGUGUAUGGAUGAUCAGUUUUUAGGAUUGAAGAUGUAUCCCCAAUCCCCACUGCUACACACAUCCUGCUAUACCCCUGACUGACUGACGGGCCUCUGAGACUGAUGGCUCUAUGCUCACUAUACUCACCCAGGCUGUUGUUAUGGCGAUAUGUGGCAUGUGUGAAUGAUUUGUAUUGUUAUUUAUUAACCAUUUAGAAAAAUGUAUAUUAUGUAAAAAGAAACGGUACUAAUUUUUUAAAACCUUUUUAAAAUGACAUGAAUGAUGUUUUACUUCACACAUUGGAUAAUAAAGACAGACAUUGUGA